AAUUGGGAACAUCUGAGCAACAAAUUGUCCUUGCUAAAGAUGGUGUUGGAGCCAAAAAGCCUACAGAUUUUGGGCCUGUUCUCCGCAGAGCAGCAGCCCUGCACGGAGUGAGAGCAGGAGGGAGGCCAUCCAUCCAUCCAUCCAUCCAUCCAUCCAUCCCUCUGGGAGGUGACGGCUACAGCCAAGUGAAAGCGGUGACGACGGUUAUCUCGGGUAUCUCCCCGCCUGGUGUCAGGUAGGCUGAGAUUUUCCACAUGCCUGGGAGCCAGGCGGCGGGAUGAGGUCCGGCAGAUAGGGACAGGGUGCUGACUUCCCCGAUAGCGUGAGAAUGCUGUGGCUCAGCGGGGGAUCAGAGGGGAGCCAGUGGGUGUCGGUGAUGUGGCAGCAUCUGUGCGUGCUCCUGGGCUGCUGCAGCCCAAAAUGGUGCCUGAGCUUAACGGGGUUGUGGUUUUUGGGGUGGGUGGGGGUCUGACGGGAGAACGAGCUGUUUCUCCAGCUGGGAUCAUCAUCGCAGACUAAGAGUAGGUUCCUGGAGGGUGUGAUUCAGAAAUAAAUUGAUGUAUAUUAUUUUCCUUUGAGGAACGGAAAUAUGAGCAUAGCCCAGGAGCAGGGGCUGCCCGAGACCUCUGGCACUUGCUUGGCCCAGCACUGCUCUUGCCUCUGGCCGCCUGUCGGCCAGCUGGGCACAGGCUGGAUGCAUGGGUCGCCCAGAGGAUUUUGAGGACUGUGGAAAAAAAGUGCAAAGAGUGCAAUUUUUUUUUUAUUAUCUUAGAAUGCCAAGAACCACCUUAUGUUUAGCACUUAAGCUCUCCAGUACAUUUUGGACGAGACUUUUGAAGAUACCUGGAUGCCUGAUUCCCAGGGUUACCUGUACGAAUACUGACCUCUGUGACUGGACAUUUGUGUAGGUAAAUGUCCGUGGCAUCACAAGAUGUGCCUGUUCUGCUCCUCAGUGCGAUGUUCAUCUUCACUUCUCUGCCCAUGGAGGGUUUCCAGCCUAUUUCCAUAGGAAUAAUCCAGUUCCUUGAGCGUGUGGAUGGUGUGGAGCCACGACAGCCCAUUGCCCAGGGAAGGCAACGGGGCGAUGGCAGUGCAGGUGGAUAUGGAAGUUCAGGGACUGCAGCAAGAUCAUUCAGGUCUGUAAACUGGAGCGGCGAGCACGGACGGGACGUUCUGAAGGGCUCGGUGGUGAGCAGUGAGUGGAGGAUUCUCGGAGGGGUUUGCCCCAGCUGCGGUGGGGUGUGGGGAGGCAGGUGACAGCAGCCGUGCACGGACAGAGUGAUGGAGCACAAUGUGCUGUGGCAGGAGGGAUGGCAGGUCCUCCCUGUCCUCUGCAGGAGGGCUCCCCAGAGCCUGGCCUGAGCCUUCCUCCGCCCCUUCCUGCGAUGCCUGCGCUGGUACCUGUGCUGCUGCGGGGACGCAGGCACCGCCUGUCACCUGCUUUCAGCGUGGGAUGCACGUUGCUGGAUGACACGGCAGGAACGUGCGGUAUUGAGGCCACGCUCAGCGCCGGGGGCAGGAGGAUGGGAAUUCAUUAGUGGCGCCGUGUCUUUUUUAAUCAGGAGGCAGGUGAUGCUCCUCCUUGGUCCUGGAACAGGGUGAGUGAUGGAAGGUGCUACAGGGAUGCACCCUGUGCGGGGAGGGCGGGUGGGGCUGGUGGUGUUUGAAAGGUUUCCAUACCAGGGAGAGGAAGGUGGUAUUAGGGGUGCCCUAGCAAGGGGUGGGAUGUGCAGAACGGACAAAUCAAGAAGAUACCCUGGGAGACCCCCACUGGGGGAACCCCCCGCGCAACACCCAGCCAUGUAGCUUGCAAUGCUGGGUGGCACAGCCCACCUAGGAGCAGCACCAGCUGCCGGGGGGUGGGGUGGGGGAGGGGGGGGGCAGUGAUCUCCUCCAGCUCUGACUCUGUCCUCUUGAAAUAUGACUUGCCAGGCAAAAAACUACAUUUCCCAGUUUCCCUUGCAGCCCAGGGGAAUAAGCAAUUGGAAGAUUUAAAUAGACCAGGCCAGAAGCAACCAACCUUUGGCACAACGCUUUUCCCUCCUCUUCUUCCAAUCUAUUGGCUGUUUAACCUUUUUCCCUGGCACUGAGUGGCUGCCAAGCCUGGCAUUAAUUUUCCUUCCAAGCUUGCUAGGCCCACGAAGUAAACAGCCAUGUGCAUUCCUUACUCUAUAUUUAACAGCUGCAGUCUGUGCUGGGGGCAACUGCAACAGAGGGGAACCUUCGUAGCUUCCCAAAUUCACAGCUCGUGAGGGUGGGAGUGGGGAAGCUUUCUGCAGGGAGAAGAGGAAUUUCUCUCCUUCCCAGUAUUUGCAAAGCAGGUUGCAUUAAAGGGAGACUGCAAUGCCAGCAUCCCAGCCGCGGUCCAGGGCGAGAGACAGGAACAAUGUCCUCAACAGGGCUGAGUUCCUCUCCCUAAAUCAGCCCUUGAAGGGGAACCAGGAGAGCAGGAGCUCCGGCAGAAAGCAGAGCGGCCAGGCCGGAGCGGCUGGUGCCCAGAACAGCAACCCCAAGGAGCGCAGGCAGUCGCAGCAGCUGCCCGAAGAGGACUGCAUGCAGCUCAACCCCUCCUUCAAGGGAAUCGCCUUCAACUCCCUGCUGGCCAUCGAUAUCUGCAUGUCCAAGAGGCUGGGAGUGUGUGCCAACAGAGCCUCCUCCUGGGGUGGUGCCCGCUCCAUGAUCAACCUCCUGGGGAUAACGGGGCACGGCAUCCCCUGGAUUGCGGGUACGCUCAUCUGCCUGGUGAAGAGCAGCACGCUGGCCGGCCAAGAGGUCCUCAUGAACCUGCUGCUAGCCCUGCUCCUGGACAUCAUGAUUGUGGCUGGUUUGCAGAAGCUGGCCAAGCGGAAGGGCCCGUAUGAUGUCAACCCUGGCUUGUUGGACUACCUGACCAUGGACACUUACGCCUUUCCAGCUGGGCACGCCAGCCGAGCAGCCAUGCUCUCCAAGUUCUUCCUCAACCACCUGGUCUUGGCCAUUCCUCUCCGGAUUCUGCUGGUCCUCUGGGCCCUCUGCGUGGGCUUCUCCCGAGUCAUGAUCGGCCGGCACCACAUCACAGAUGUCCUCUCUGGCUUUGUUUUUGGCUACUUACAGUUCAGGCUGGUGGAGUUGAUAUGGAUGUCUUCCAACACGUGUCAGAUGUUGAUAUCCAUCUGGUGAACAUGGGGGACUUGACACCUUUCCACUGGAAACUAGCGGAUACUUUAAGAGUCUCCCUCCCAGUAUUUUCUACAUGUUGUCUGUUGGAAGCAGUUGUAACUUCCACGAGUAGUGGCGUUUUUUAAUGUUGCUUCCCCACCUGGGGGAAAAAAAAUAUAUGUUUAUUACAAUGGAUUGGGUUUUAGCAGUCAAGGGCCGUACCUGUGUUUUGGCCCUAUUCUCAAGCUAUGUUUGGACAGCAACUUAAUUAAGCUUUACGGGUCAGAGAAAUGAGCUACAUGUCUGCCUAGUUUAGGGGGUUCACAUUGGCACCUUGAGAUGUCUUCAGGAUGGGCAGCGCCUGAAAGCUUCCUGAGAACAUCUUCAUUAACUUUUUUGAGGCUAAAUGAUUUUGGCCACAGUGCUUUUUCUUUUUGUAAGCCCAGCAGUUGUGUCUUGUACAGAGUCAGGACACUGCCGGCACUUCACAGAUAAUAAAUAAUCGUAAAAAUCC
This is a messenger RNA of Falco peregrinus (peregrine falcon), 3652 nucleotides long. It is a transcript of the gene PLPP7, whose product is annotated as phospholipid phosphatase 7 (inactive). Gene Ontology annotation, cellular component: nuclear envelope. The record is from RefSeq and is a predicted model, not a curated record. Gene Ontology annotation, molecular function: sphingosine-1-phosphate phosphatase activity. The coding region runs from base 2344 to 3159 and encodes 271 amino acids. NCBI's taxonomy places the organism in Eukaryota, Metazoa, Chordata, Aves, Falconiformes, Falconidae. The transcript has 3 exons.